Messenger RNA from Haemonchus placei, 1626 nucleotides. The record is from the annotation of a GenBank genome assembly. Lineage: Eukaryota; Metazoa; Nematoda; Chromadorea; Rhabditida; Trichostrongylidae.
AUGUCAGACUGUUUGAAUCCAUUUGCUGCCCUUUUGCAACCAGCACAACUUGCGGCAGCCUUUCAACAAAACAAUGCGGAUAUAGCUGCAUUGUCGAACACCAACUCAUCCCCUCCAUACUCGCAAGCGGGUACAGAACAGAUGCAGUACUCAACGCCGGAGUCAUGUACAGAUCAGCGGACUGAAACACCGUCAUCUGAUCAGUUGAAUGCUGAGUUCAGUACCACCAAUGACUACUCGCCUGACAACGGCAUCGGAUCCGAUAGGGAUCCAUCACCAGACUGUGUCUCGACCUCAUCCGGUGAACCGCAUCUGCUCGGUACGAAAGCUAUUUCGGCUGAAGAUGCAGAAUUGCAGCGACAAAUCCUUCGCCUGCAAUCGUUUAACAAUGACCUGAAUGCUGACAAAAAACCUGCCUUAAACCUGCUGUCAUCAUUCCACAACAAUCCAUUGCUAGCUGAAAAAUUGGCCAACUGUAUGAUACCUGGUAUGCCUACACCACCAUCAGCUACAGUACCGUUAGCCGCUUCAUUGGGUCAGACCCCUACUACACAUGAAGUGACGCCAACGAAACGGAAACGACAACGGAGAAAUCCAGUAUGGCCGUAUUUUGAUGUCGUUGAUGGUACGGCACGAUGCAAGCAAUGUUUGUACAGCACAAAAUCGGUGUUCAGUACGAAUUUGAAAGUGCACCUACGAUCGCAUCAUCGUGCCGAUUACGAAAAGGUGAUUCAAGCUGAAGACGCCUUAAAUCUUAAUGCCUUGCUUUUGAGCGGCAAUUCUAGUAAAUUAUUCUCGACCGAUCUUACACGGAAGCGAAUGCCACCGAUGACGAGCAGCAUACUGAUGACGAUCAAUAAAUUGGCAAGCCAAUCAGCAGCCGACGACAACCCUCUGAACAGUGUAUUGCGACAAACCUUAGCUGCCGGUACACUGAACCAGCAACUACAACAAGUUCAAAAUCAAUUGCAGAAGCAACAGCAACAGCAGCAGCAACAACAACAGCAACAACAGCAACAACAACUAGCUCAACAACAACAACAGCAACAGGCUCAACAACAGCAACAAGUACCGUUGACGUUGAACGCUGCCAAUUUGGCCGCAUUGAACCAGAUGGCUCGGAAUCAGUUGAACAACGCUUCACAACAUUGGCUCAAAGCGGAAUUUGCAGACCUUCCAUCUGCCCCGCAUGGAACCGAUGCAAACGGUAUGCCACAGCCGAAACGUCGUCGUCUACGCCGGCAUCCUGUUUGGAUGUUCUUCAAAGAUCUCGAAGACCGCAUGGUUGGAUGUAUCAACUGCAGUUUCCGUACCGGUUCAGCGUUCAGUACAAAUUUGAAGAUGCAUUUGAAAGCCCAUCAUAAGGAGGAUUAUGAAAGGGUACUGAAGCUCGAAGGUGAUAUGCGUGUCGAGGAGAAUGUCACUGGUCCACCAAAUAAAAUCAAAAAUGAACUGAUUGAUUUUAUACGUGGCGGAGGGAAUGCUAGCACAGCUACCGCUGGUGAGUAUGCCGUUUCCCACGUUUCCUCGCCCUUGAUGAAGUCCCCAUUCUGGCAUAUACUUUGUAGGGAUCAGUUCAUGAGGCAGCAGGCAAAGUUCUUGCAGAGCACCAGGGGAAGUGCAUGA